GUUUUUGAGGAUGUCGCCAUUUUAAGUGACAUUUGCGCUUGCUCAGUUUGCAAAUUUGUUUUGACAAACUUAAAUUGAAAUUCGAGAGUUUGAACGUUGAUUAAAAAUAGUUUGUCAAUUUGUGAUUAUAUUGAUUCAAUUAAAUACAAAUUAAGCUAUUCCAAAGCGUUAAGGACGCCAAUUCAAAUUGGAACUGUCAAUUGUUGUCACAGUGUUGCCACCUCGUUAUCAUUUCAGUUCAUUUGCUGUUCUGCAAAAGCUGCAUAAAAAGGAGUAUUUUGUACAUUCAUGAUUGCAUGAAAUGGGGAAUUCUAAGAAGAAGAAUCUCUAAGUAGAAACAAAUGCUAAGUUCAUUUGUGUCUUCUAUGUCAGUAAACCACGUUUCAAUUGUUUCAGUUCAGAAGAAAAACAAAUUUCGGUUCACAGCAUUCAUAAAUUUGUUGGCUCAAGAACAUGGAUUGGUUAAUCCUAACCUCAUACUUGUUGUGGUUCUUUUCGCCUUUAUCCAAUCCGGUUGUGCAUAUAUGGUUACGUCUGCGAGGACCUCAAUAUAGCAUUCAUGUUGCUGUGCCCGAUGUCUUCGAGCCACCGGACAUUGAACAGAUUGAUCCGUCUGAUUUUGUGGAGCGUCCAGUGCACAUGUACACCAAUCCCUAUGGCGAUGAAUUGGAGCAUGUCGGGGAUGGAAGCAAAGUGGACUCGCACACGACGCAAGGGCAACAGGCGGAACGGCAGGACCGACAGAAAACACCGCUAUUUAGGAUCCAAUUGACCAAAGGCUUCAGCCUUGUGGCAUACGACAAUCCCAGGACCGUCUAUCUGCAUUACGAGAGAAUAUACGAGGGCGUCAAUCGUGUCACCUGGAUCAAUCUCAAUCUAGCUAGCCAAUUGCUUUGGCUAGCCUAUUUGUUGUGCCUGGCGGCUGGCGUCGUCGAGAUGUUGGCCUAUACGCUGUGCGCAGGCUCUGUAAGGUUCCUUCAUUGGCUACUUGGAACGCUUAUAGGGUUAUGCUCGUCGCCACGAAAGGAAGGAUCUCUGCGUCAAUUGUUACCACAGACAGCACACCUGGAAGCCUUAGCCAUGUUAAGAGCACUGCGGGAGAUUGAUGAUGAAACUUCGGUUGUUGCCGGCACAGCGGCUGGCCAGUCGCUGGAAUCGGACAUGGUUUCGAAAAUUCAGCAGAAGGAUAGCGCACGAUCUGCCGGAGCCGACAAAAACGGCGCAGGUGACGCCACACAACAACAUGAUGAGCAGCCGGAUUUGGGAUCAGAGACUCUGGUUAAGAUGAUGGAAUUCGAGUUCCAAUCAAAAAAUCUGUUUGACGAUGAGAAGCCGUUCGAUCCAGCUGCCGAGCGACAUGCUCCAAUCGCAGAUCCAACAAUUCAAGAAGUUAACGCGCCAGUCAAGUCAGCAGAAUUCAAGGCAUUUCCAGAGAUUCAGGACGGCGAUUUAAAAUUGGAAAUCCAACUGGAGAUCAGCGAGGAUCCGGAAGAAAAUUUGCAUGUGGAAGAGCACGAAUCCCCGAUAUUGUCAGUAAAAUCUGCGGAUUUCUUGAUUGAAGGCGCCGAACAGGGCAACGACGUGUGGCUGAGCCGAGUAGUUUUAAAACAAGUUGAUUUGCCAGUGGGAUCUAAGGAACCAUUAGGUAUUCAAGAUUCCGAAAUGCAACGGAAGACCGAAGAUUCUAUAUCAGUUUCCGAGUCCUCCGAACUGUCGCUAAACAUGCAAGAGUCUGAGGAACUUUCAAUGAUCAAAGAGUCGGAGAAUUUUGCAUGUGCAGAUAAUCCCGACAUCCUGAAACCUGAGCCAGAAUUAGGUGAAUCCUCUGAGAAGGAUGUUCCAUUUGAGCCAGUCGAGAUUUUUCAUAUCGAAGAGAAUGGGAGACUCACCACCAUUCCAGAUGCUGCUGGAAAACCUUGUCAGUUUGUAGAAUCCGAGCAGGGCGUAGGCAAAGGAUCUGCGAAGCCAUCAAACAACCAAGAUGACGUGGUGCAAGCCCAGUUAGAUUAUAUAUUGGCUACCGUAUUAUCUGAAGCUGAAGAGCUUUCGUUGUUUAAGGAGCCCGACAAGGAGGCAGAUUGGCAAGAUCUUAUAUCAGUUGUAGACUGCUCUGAGACAUCUGCCCAGCAUGAGGAUACAUUCGACAACAGCUUCACAGAAUUCCUAGCCGAUAUUCCAUAUACGCAAGAAACCUUUUUUAUGGAACAAAAUGUUGAGUUAUUGCAACCCACAUCAGACGCUGCUCAGGAAGCAAUUGGACAGGUGAAUCGGGACGACAUCAAAGGGUCAACUCCAGCUGCUGCGGGCGUUGCGCCAUUUAAUUUGGAAGAAACUUUCCAUAAAGAAGGAAACGAUGACAUGGCAUUGCAAGCACAGUUUGCGAAUUUACUAAAGAUCUCCAACGAGGAUUCUUUCAAUGUACACCAAGCCGCGCAGGAAGAUGACAAUUGGGUCAGUGCUGUCCGACGAUAUAAUAAUCCAAUUGGGUACAAAGAGCCAUUAAAGAUCCAAGAAGAGCUCGAGGCUGCACAAGCUAGUUCGGAUGAUUUUGCAGGCUUCUUUAAAGAACUUUUCAAGAUCGAAGAUAUUGAAGAAACCAAUCGAAAUGCAGAAACAGUUAAUACUCAGGAAAAUGAUGAGACAAUAAUACUUUUACAUGCUGUUCAAAAGACCGAACUAUUUGAAACUGUUGAAGUAUCUUCAGAACCUUCAAUGGUUCAAGGAAUCGCUGAGGAAGCGGUACCAGUUGAUUCAAUAUCAUCUGUGGACUGCUCUGAGAUAUGCUCACAUACGCAUGAGAACAACAACUCUAAGCUGGAAACUUGGCUGGCAAAUAAGAUAUUAAUGUGUGAAGAGUCACCAGCAGAUGAUAACGAGUCGCCAAGAGCUGAGGAUCCAGCCCAAAUUCUACAGAUUUCUGAUGAAAUUCGAACAGUUCUCGAAACUUGCGCUGAAUCGGUACAUUCAAUGACAACAUCUGAAUGGUCGGAAUUGAACAUGGACAUGGUAGAAGUAAUUCCAGCACCUUCAUUGUGCUUUCCUAACGCGUCCGCAUCGAAGCUGCCAAGUCGGUUUUACGAACAGGUCGGAGCUGAUUCAAUAGGGCCAGACGUUGGCCCAAACAUUCACGACGUUGAAUUUAGCCCGGCAACUGAGCUCUCCAUCUUGUCUGAAGCCGACGUAGAAUUUGAACUAGCUGCUCAGCAGCUUCCACAACCAUGUCUAAGUAUUCCCGACGGGGUCCGUGCGACUCCGCAGCUCAAACUUUCACUUGUGCCCUGCGAACGCUCAGUAGGUUCCGUUGUCAAAUCUCGUUCGGCGAGUCAGCUGAUGCCAAAAACUUCCAGCAUAGCCGAAGUUGGAUCUCGUUCGGCCACUCAGCUAUCUGGCCGCGGGGUCACCCAAUCGGACUUGCCAAUUGCUCCUUGCCAAUCGUCAUUUAAGCCAGUUGCCAGGACGCGUUCCGCAACGCAGUUGGCGGCUCGUGGAAGUCCAGAAUCCCUAAACUCUACCGAGGACGAAUUCCAUUCGUUUGCGAACAUGCCAAUUGGCUCGAACGAAUCCGCUCACGAAUUUCAUUCGCCAAUUGUGCACUCCCUUCUUGGAAUACCACAGCCCGAUACGUCAGAUCCGGCCGAAUUCGCAUCCGAUAAUCGUUUGGUUUUUGCUGGAGUUCCGGAACCAGUUGCUCCAAUGUGGCCAGAUGAAUCUUUGAAUGUGAAUGCAUACGAUUUUAAUGUUGAGAAUAUCGGAGCGAGCGACGAUGAUCUACAGGAGUACAUCAGGAGCUAUGAACCGGCUGGCAGUCCGGUUGCGGCUGUAAGUGCAGCUUUGGAGCCCAUGUCCACCGAAUCCGAGCAGGUAGUCAUGGAAACGGAUGAUCUGGAGAAUCCAGAUGGCACCGUCCAGGUUACCCUCUUCCUGCCCGAUGGCCAGCCCUAUGUGCUGGACUGCAGGCGCUUGGAUCAUGUUUAGAUUAAGCUAAAGCUUCUCACUAGUUACUAGAUAAGUAUUACUCUAUGCCAUAUUUGAUAACCCACCUUUUAAGACGAAUUCUUCUUUUCUAGUUCUAGUUAAUCCAGUUUUUGAUUUUCUGAAUGUUUUUGAAAGCCUUAUAAUUUCGUUUUUCUUUCUUUCUUUCUGUUAAUUCGAUUAAAUUGAUCAUGGAUUGUUAUAUACAUAUAUAAGUA
This is a messenger RNA of Drosophila virilis, 4190 nucleotides long. Lineage: Eukaryota; Metazoa; Arthropoda; Insecta; Diptera; Drosophilidae. The record is from RefSeq and is a predicted model, not a curated record.